This is a messenger RNA of Diaporthe batatas, 5175 nucleotides long. RefSeq lists its product as uncharacterized. Bases 1 to 5175 code for a protein of 1724 amino acids. The record is from RefSeq and is a predicted model, not a curated record. The transcript has 6 exons. Lineage: Eukaryota; Fungi; Ascomycota; Sordariomycetes; Diaporthales; Diaporthaceae.
AUGACCGAAUCAUCGGCUCGGCACACCGCACGAGAGCUCGUCAAGAGUAUCGCAGACGAACAUGGCUAUCUCGGCGAGCGUGUGUACGCCAAGAUGGACGCAGAAACCCGAAGGGCAGUUCAGAAAGCUCUCCUUGCCAAAGACAAGAUGAUCGGAAGUUCCAUCAUGGUGCUCGCCAGAGAACUUUACUCCAAAGAUGUCCGUUUCAUCUUUGAGCUCUUGCAGAACGCAGAUGACAACCAUUACGACAAAGCUCAAGCAGCCAGGCAACAGCCUAGCGUCGCCUUCCACCUAUACAAGCACAAAGUUGUGAUCGAGUGCAACGAGGACGGCUUUAACGAAGCCAACCUGAGAGCAAUCUGCAGUAUCGGUAACAGCUCCAAAGUCGGCGGCCAUGGCUACAUUGGUGAGAAAGGUAUUGGUUUCAAGUCCGUGUUCAAAGUCGCCCGGAGAGUCCUCAUUCAGUCAGGCGACUACUCCUUCACCUUCACACACAACCCCGGCGAUGUCGGGAUGGGCAUGAUUUCACCUGAAUGGGAGGACUCGGCAGAUGAAUCACCAGGUGAAGGGUGGACACGCAUUACUUUGUACCUCCACGGCGACUCUGAGGCUGCCACCCGAUAUCACGACAUUCUCAAGGAACUAAAUGAGCUCGACAACACGAUGCUGCUCUUCUUGAAGAAGCUCCGUCGCAUUGAGGUGACCAUCUACGACGAAGACAAUGAUGCAGUGUCAUCCACGGCUCUGUCCAUCAGCAUCAACGAGACGACACAUAGAGCUGUUCUUACGAAGCGGAAGUCCGAGGCUGGUGGGGACACAGAAACAACCAACACAUACUGUCAUGUCACCAAGCACCAAGCCACGAGCCUGGCCAAGAGCACUCACAGAACCUACACGGCGACCGAAGAAGCAACCAAGAGUUACGGAAAGGCCGAGGUUAUUCUCGCGUUCCCCCUUACAUCCAACGACAUUCCCAUUGUCGAGGCACAGCAAGUCUUUGCGUUCCUCCCCAUUCGUCGCCUUGGCUUCAAGUUCUUGAUCCAAACUGACUUCGUCACAAUGGCAAACCGAGAGGAUGUGGUCACCUCUGCGUCGAGGAACUUAGGUCUCCUGGAUGGAGUUGCUGAAGCCUUCAUCAAGGCCAUCCAUGAGAUGUAUGGCCAUAAGACGCUUAGAUAUCAAUGGAUGAGAUAUCUCGCAGGCAUGAAGGAGUACCCUUGGGACGACUUUUGGGGGGGACUAGUCAACAAGAUUACCGCCAAAUUGGCCGAGGCAGAGAUUCUCGAGCCUCGUCGUCGAGGCUUUCCGAAGCGCAUCGGGGACCUGCGUCGUGUUUCCGCCUGGUCGCAGGAUAGCAACGGCAACCCUCUUUUCGAAGACUUGCCCGGGACAUCGGAGAUGUACAUCUCUACGGGCUAUGAGACAGCCGACCAGGUUAUCCUUGCGGACUAUGGCUUACAGUUCCUAUAUCAGAAUGAAAUUCUGGAAAGAGUCGGAUACGACUUAAGCCUACCCAACUCGCGAAUGAAGAACCCAGUGACAACCGCAGAUUGGCAUACCCGGGCUGCCAAAGCUAUUAACCUAUCCUGGGACAGGAAUUGGGCAAGUACGAUAGCACAAACGAAGGCUUUCGGCCUUCUCCCCCUUAGCAGCGGGAUCUGGGUCUCUGCUACCACCAGCGAUGUCUACCUUCCGACUCUCGACAGCGGAAUUGAGGUACCUACUAACCUUGGCCUUAACAUACUGGCCGCCUCGGAAUGUAAAAACUCGGAAAGGUUGAAGCUGUUCAAAAACCUCGGGGCACACUACGUCGACGUCAACGACGCCCGGACCAAGACGCUACAGAAGUUCGGCCAGAGGCAAUACCUUCCCCUCUCAAUCGGAAAAGCCAUGCUCGAAUUUCUUUACCAGACAUGCAGUCACCAGCGUGGCACCUUCAAACACUACGAUGUCGUCAUGGUUCACAAUUCGUGGCUCGGACUCAAUUCACCAAGACAAGUGGAAUUCCUAUUCCCCAGCGACGACGCAUUCAGUCCAUGGCAGCUUUCUCAGCAGCCCCAAGAGCAAUUGGACCCUAUUGUAAAGAUCACCCACUUUAUUCACAAGGAUUACCUAAAAGACGAGCCUUCCAAGCCAGGCAGUCUCUCCUGGCGCGAGUGGCUCGAAGUAGCCAUCGGGGUCAGGAAAUCCCCCAGGCUUGUCAGCGCGAACGGAGGGUCGCUCUCGGUGCUUUGCAAGCAUGUGGCAGAGGAGAUUCCCGAAUCUUUCCUCGGUUUCCUGCGGUACGCAUGGGAGUCAGAGAAGGACUCGGUGCUCAAUAAUUCCGCUGUACUCGAAGAGUUGAAGAGCAUCGAAGUCGCCUGCAACGUAGGGGGGACGUCUACAUAUGCGCUCGGCCAAACAUACCUGCCAAUUCCCGGUCUUCAGCAGAAGGCUUUGUCUCUCAUGGAAGGAGAAGAUUUCCCCUUUCUCUGGCUCGUUGGAGAGACCCUGGACGAUGAUAACCUCGGGGUAUGGAACUUUUUGAAACGGGACCUGGCUGUUGGCUCGCAGGAAGACGCGCAGUUUUACAUCGACAUCGUCUACUACACCCAAGCAGCAAAGAACUCGCGGAAUGAUAUCGAGCGCCCUGAGCGAAUGAUAGACAUAUACGGCCGGAUCCACACUCGCAUUAGAGAGGCAACAGAUCGAUCAUCAUGGGAAGAGAAUCGGAAACAGUUUAAUAUGCAUAGCCUGGUCUACAUCCCUGCAUCUGGAGAUGACGAGGCUGCCUGGGUUGAGUGCUCGAUAUGCCUUCUGGACGCACCUCUCACGUUGCGGCACAAGUACCCCAUUAUCGCUCGAUACAAGGCUGCAUUUCCCGGGGUGGACCUGACUCUCCUCACUCAGUUCUUCCAAGACUCGCUGGCCAUGACGAAAUACUCAUGGGAGGAUACCAUCCGCGAGAUAAAGUAUUUGCAAUCCGAAGGCUGCUCCGAAUUCGAUCUUAUAAACCCUCAUUAUGAGUGUCUAAACCGAGCUCGUCGCGGCUGGAUUACCACGAGCAUCAACGCCAAGAAGAUGAGAGAAGAGUUUGAAACCUACUCUCUGAUCUUCAUCCAGAACGAGAAAAGCCAGUACCACUGGUCGGCACCCUCGGAGUGCCUGUGGUCGAGCGCCACGGAGAUCCAGGGCUGGACGAGCCUCAACAAUUACUACGAUGAUAGCUUGGAGGACUUCUUUGUCAAUGUUCUCAAGGUGCCCCGCCUCACCGUCAACAUGGUCUACGAUGAGCUGCUGCGCGUCGACCCCGAGCGGACUACAGUCAAGCAGGUCAAGGACCUGCUCUGGCAGAUGAACGCGCUGCUAUCCGAGUCCGAGGACAAGAAUCCGGAGGGCACGGCCGAGAACCUCCUCAAGCAUCCGAUUCUGCCAGUCCAGUACCGCAACGGCAACAUCAAACUAUGCUCGAGCAAGAACGACUUUGCCAUCGUAGACCGCCAGCCGCUGAUGGAGCUGUUCCAGGGCAAGAUAAAGGUGUUGGCCUUCGAUCUCACCGAGGUACACAACCUGAAGCGUUUCCUGAAGUGGGCGCAACUUGGGCGGCGAUACCUCUCCAAGGUGGUGAGGGAGGUAUCUGUUGUUGACCCGGUCUCGGCCUUCCCCCUGGCCGACCUGAGCCUGGACAUGGGCCGGAAGGCCCGGGCAUUGACACGGGUAGCAGUUCAUAUCCGGAGCCCUCGAGCGCGCGACGACAUCCCUGCCUUCUACGAGUUGCUCCGCAGUUCCAAGACGUUAGAGACCGACACCAUCUCGUCGGAGCUGACUAUCAGCCAAGAUGGGACGUCCGUUUCAGUCAAGCAGCAGCAGAGCGAGGUAUACAUCGAUGAUACCGCCGGUACACUGACUAUCUACGUGCCACACGACAGAGACUCGCUCGAAGUCUGUUUCGGCGACUCCUUGCCCAAGCAGUUGGUCACCUGGAUGAACACCGACCCCGUGACCAAUGUGCCAGAUAGUCGCGUCGACGACCACAUUGUGGCCGUCGUCACAGGCAUUCUGGCCACCAAGUCUGCCGCCGCCAUCAACCGCAUCCUCGAGAACAACGGCAUAAUCGAACUGACCGCCCCCAGCCUCGGCGCGGAGCUCGAACACGCCGCCAACGUAGAGCACGACGUCUCCACCCCGCGAGGCACGGGCGACCUGACCCAGCCAUCAUCGCCCUCCCCAGGCCUUGACGAUGCCGACGCCGACGUCCUCACAGGCAUCUCAACACCCGGCUCGACGUGGAGCAGGCCGCCGUCAUCAUCAACAGGCCACAGGCGCUCCUCCUCCCCCACCAUCACCACACCCACACCGUCCCCAACCCGCACAGCCCACAGGCACGAACGGUCCGUCUCCCCUCCGCCCGGGGCAGCAACCGGCGCCACAUCGGGCCCGUACCGCCGCCUACUAGCGCACGUGGUGCAGGCCGCGCGCGCCACCGCGACCCUGCCCAGCGCCAACACGGCGAGCGCCGUGCCCGACACCAUGCUGUCCCCCGCGGCCGGCACAGAGGACGACGAGGGCCACAUGUUUUCGCCGUCGGGCGGCGCGUGGGCGGUGACGGACCAGGAGAAGAAGCUGAUCGGCGCGGCGGGCGAGCUGUUCGCGUUCGAGCUGCUGCGCCGCGCGGUACGCGAGGGCGGCGCGGGCCGGGGCCUGUCGCGCGAGGUGUGGCAGACGCCGAUCCGCGCGCUGGCGGCUGCGGGCCACGCCGAGUACGCGGGCAUGGCGGGGUGGCCGCGGGAGGAGCGCGCCGACAUUGUGGUUGAGGACGGGGACGACGGCGGGGGUGACGAGGCUGAGGGGCCGGGGCCGGGGCCUGCGGCGGUGCUGGUGCGCCUGCUGGUCGAGGGCGGGUACCUCGGCGCCGAGUGGGAGGGCCGCCCGCGGGCGCCGCGGUGUUACGUCGAGGUCAAGGCGACGAUGGGGCCGUGCGAGGCGCCGUUCUUUAUGAGUGACGCGCAGUACCGGAAGAUGAGUGAGUUGACAAACAACGAGUCCGUAUACAUGAUCUUCCGGGUAUUCAACAUGGGCAAGAGAUCGAUUGGCGUGCGCAUCUAUAUGAAUCCAGACCAGAUGAGGCUGGAGGGCAGGCUGAGGUUCACAGCCGACCGGUGGACUGUGACGCCGGGUCAGGGGCUCCUGGUGUAG